Cuculus canorus (common cuckoo) is the source of this 2285-nucleotide messenger RNA. RefSeq names its product TIMP metallopeptidase inhibitor 2 (gene TIMP2). The record is from RefSeq and is a predicted model, not a curated record. Lineage: Eukaryota; Metazoa; Chordata; Aves; Cuculiformes; Cuculidae. Bases 200 to 862 code for a protein of 220 amino acids. Gene Ontology annotation, cellular component: extracellular matrix. Gene Ontology annotation, molecular function: protease binding; metalloendopeptidase inhibitor activity. The transcript has 5 exons. Gene Ontology annotation, biological process: negative regulation of endopeptidase activity; negative regulation of membrane protein ectodomain proteolysis.
CGCGCCACGCAGAGGAGGAGCAGCAAAUCCCCGGAGCACAUUAAAAAGCGAGGCUGAGCGGCAGCCGGGAAAGGAAGAAAACACCUCCAUAGAAGGCAGCGGAGCAGCGGUCGCAGCAGCGCCAGGGGCCGCGGCUGCCGGCCCCAAACUUUCCGGCGGCGGCUGCGGCUUUGUGGGCCGGGGUCGCCGAGCCCGCACGAUGCUCGCCGCGCUGCCCAGCCUGCUGGCCUGGCUGGCGGUGCUGCUGCUCGGCAGGGCCCGCCCGGCCGAUGCCUGCAGCUGCUCGCCCAUCCACCCGCAACAGGCCUUCUGCAACGCCGAUGUAGUGAUCCGAGCAAAGGCCGUCUCUGCGAAAGAGGUGGAUUCGGGGAACGAUAUAUAUGGGAAUCCAAUCAAACGAAUCCAGUAUGAAAUCAAGCAGAUCAAGAUGUUUAAGGGCCCUGACAAGGACAUAGAGUUCAUCUACACAGCUCCGUCCACUGCUGUGUGCGGCCGGCUGCUGGACACCGGCGGGAAGAAGGAGUAUCUCAUUGCAGGCAAGUCAGAGGGCAACGGCAAGAUGCAUAUCACACUCUGUGACUUGGUCUCCACCUGGGACUCGCUGAGCCCGACCCAGAAGAAGAGCCUAAACCAGCGGUACCAGAUGGGCUGCGAGUGCAAGAUCUCACGCUGCCUUUCCAUCCCCUGCUACGUCUCCUCCUCGGAUGAGUGUCUCUGGACAGACUGGGCGAUGGAGAAGAACAACGUGGAUGGGCGGCAGGCGAAGCACUAUGCUUGCAUCAAGAGGAGCGAUGGCUCGUGCGCCUGGUACCGUGGCAUGGCCCCUCCCAAGCAAGAGUUUCUCGACAUUGAGGACCCCUAAGCCAAAUGAGCGCAUUCCAGUAGCCAGUAGAAGAAAACCUGCGAGAUGUUAGACUGGUCCACGCUGAUAUCAAUUCCUGGAGACAGCAUGAAAACCCGCUUGGCCGCAGUGUGUGCCCAGGCUGCGGCACCUGCCAUGUGCUUGUGCAGGGGGGACGGGGACCUGCUCUGUCACAGGCACCUGGCAACCUGUGGCCACACUGGCCAUUCCUGUGCUCGCGGAGGGGCUGAGCGAGGCAUGAGGGCACCUCCCUGCCUGGCCAUGCUCAGCCCUGGUGCCUCGGCAGCUGUGAAGGAAUCGAACCCUCGUGAGUGGCGGGAGCUGCCCUGUCUGCGUAGCAGGUCUACCAGUGUCCCUGCCAUGGGGCAGCCACCCCAGCAGCUCUUGCCAGGCAGCCCUCCCCACUGCAGCAUCCCCAGCCACCCUCCAGCACCCAAGACCCUGCUGCCCCCCUCCCUGCCUACUGCCUAUCCCUCCUUUUGGGAUGCACAGGGGCACAGCCCUCCAGGCAGGGACUCGGGUGGGGCUUAUCGUAUGGCAGAGCCCCCAGCUCAGGCAUUUUUCCAGGUUGGACGGCUCCUGUGCAGGUGCCUUUUCCAGAAAAGCCAGAAUUAGCAUGGCUGGGGUUGCCUCCCCCAUGCACCGGGGCACUGCUGCCCCUCUCUGCCUGGAGACACAGAGGCGAGCAUGGGGUUCACUGCCUUCCGCAGCAUCCUGGGGGAUUCUGUUCCCACUGCAAGCUCCUGCACAGAUGGGGAGCUGCUGCCUGGCCCUUCUGCAGCUGCCGCUGGUGCACGGGCAGCAGGGCUGGGCAGGGAGCUCCCCCUUGGCAGGGCACCAGAGGCCGGAGAUCCAGUGGCGUGGGUGCUGGGUGUUGAAUAUUGCCUGGUGCAGCUGUUGGCUGAGCUGUGCCAUGGCCUUCGGCAGCGCUGCACCAUUGCAGCCAGUCGAGCUCCAUCCUCUGCGGCAGCGGGGAUGGAGCUCAGUACCUGGCCAGGCACAGGCAGCAAUGCAGCUACAGGAAAACCCCGUCCUCUCCAGCAAACCCUCCCACACACCUCGGGCCCCGCUUUCUCUGAGCCAUUCCCACAACGCAGCAGCACUGGCAUGUGCCGCGGAGCUCACUGUCCGCAGCUUUGGGAGCAUGCUGGGAAUAACCCCCUUGCAGCCCUGCUCUGGGGGCGUUUUCAUGCUGUGCGUCCCUGUGAGGUUGAAGAUGUCGUACUGGACCAGUCUGGGCAAUUUUAUUGAAGAGAAAAAUUCAAAAGAAAGAAAAAGAAACCCCCCCCCCCCAAAAAAAAAAGCCCUCUAAUCAGUCCCAGAUCCGCCUCCCGUUCGCUUUCUGUAUGGUUAUAUCAUGUGUGCCACUGCUCCUGUCUCUGCCUGUCUCUCAGUUUAAUAUUUCCACUUGUUUUGCCACCGG